CCGACUGGGCAUGCGCAGAGCGCUUCUCUUCUGCCUCGUCUCGCGAGGCUUUGGCUAGUCUCGCGAGAGGUGCGAGCCUUCUGUCAUGGCGGCGGAGGAGCCAGAGGUGGAUGUGGAGGGGGAUUCUGCGGCCGCGCCCGGGGAAGCGGCCUCAGGAGCUCAUGAAAACUCAGCAUCAAGCUUACUGCAGGAUCACUACCUUGAUUCAUCUUGGAGAACUGAUAACAGUCUUCCGUGGACGUUGGACAGCAGCAUUAGCGAAGAAAACAGGGCUGUCAUUGAGAAAAUGUUGCUGGAGGAGGAAUAUUAUCUAUCAAAUAAAUCACUCUCUGAGAAGAUAUGGCUCAGUCAAAAGGAAGCAGAAAAAAGAUCUGUGAAAAGUCCUCAUAAGAAAACUGGAAAAGUCAUGGUGCGAUCUCCUACAAAACCAGCUAGCUACUCGCUGAAGUGGACAUCGGAAGAAAAAGAGCUGUUUGAACAAGGACUGGUGAAAUUUGGCCGCCGCUGGACAAAAAUUGCCAAGCUGGUUGGGAGUCGUACUGUUCUACAAGUAAAGAGCUAUGCUAGGCAGUACUUUAAGAACAAGGCAAAAAAUGAUGAUUCUGAAAGAGAAGAGCAAAGUCAGUGUGGUAGCAGUGUUCCCACUGAAGAUGGGAUAAGGGUAGAAGCAGGGUCAGCUGGACACUUGAGAGGCCGUGCAGACCCUAACCUGAAUGCAGUAAAAAUUGAAAAGCUGUCAGAUGAUGAAGAAGUAGACAUAACUGAUGACGUGGAUGAACUGUUUUCUCCUACCUUCCAGCAAGAUGUUGGAAAAUCUGAAUUACCUGUAAUUUCAGAAAGUCCAGCUGAAGAAACAAAAGGAGCAGAGCAUGCUUUUCCAAAUGUUGGACACAGUUCUGCUGUUUCUUUACUGAAAGAGGAUCCUCAGAAUACCAAGCAACCCACAGUGGACACGUUACUGUUUCAGCAUGUUGCAGCAACGUGUUCUCAGCACGUGAAUGGUGAUAAAUCUGUGAACUCGGAUUACCAGCAAUGCAAUAAUUUCGUAGAGACAGCUGAACAGGGUAGAACAGGAACGUCUCAUGGUGCUAGACAAAUAACUGACCAAGAGCUUACUGAGGAACAGAGAGACCUGGCUGAUAACGGACUGCUGCUUCAUUCCCCCUGCCAAGUGGAUGAAGAUCAUCAAGAAGAAGCAGAGGCUCUUAAACCACCUGAUCAAGAAGUGGAGGUUGAUAGAAGCAUCAUCCUGGAAGAAGAAAAGCAAGCUAUUCCUGAAUUCUUUGAAGGGCGCCAGGCCAAAACACCGGAGCGUUACUUGAAAAUUAGGAAUUAUAUUUUGGAUCAGUGGGAGAGGUGUAAACCCAAAUACCUGAAUAAGACCUCGGUACGUCCGGGCCUGAAGAACUGUGGUGAUGUUAACUGUAUUGGACGUAUCCACACGUACUUGGAACUAAUAGGAGCAAUCAACUUUGGCUGUGAGCAGGCUGUCUAUAACAGACCACAACCAGCUGAUAAAACACGGUCCAAGGAAGGCAAGGACACAGUGGAAGCGUACCAGCUUGCUCAGCGUUUGCAGUCCAUGCGUACAAGAAGGCGGCGAGUACGAGACCCUUGGGGAAACUGGUGUGAUGCUAAGGAUUUGGAAGGACAGACGUUUGAGCAUCUGUCUGCUGAAGAAUUAGCAAGAAGGAGAGAAGAAGAAAAACUUAAGCCUGCAAAAGCUUCUAAAGGUUCAAGACCAAUAAAAAGUUCCUUUGAUCCCUUUCAGCUGAUACCAUGCUGUUUAUUCACUGAAGAAAAACAGGAACCUUUUCAGGUGAAAGUGUCUUCAGAAGCACUUUUAAUAAUGGAUUUGCACUCACAUGUGUCUAUGGCAGAAGUAAUAGGGUUGCUAGGUGGAAGAUACUCUGAAGCUGAUAAAGUUGUAGAAGUUUGUGCAGCAGAGCCGUGCAAUAGCCUCAGUACAGGACUGCAGUGCGAGAUGGAUCCUGUGUCUCAAACACAGGCCUCAGAAACACUUGCUGCCAGAGGAUACAGUGUUAUUGGGUGGUACCAUUCCCACCCAGCAUUUGACCCCAACCCGUCAAUACGGGAUAUUGACACUCAAGCUAAAUAUCAGAGUUAUUUCUCCCGGGGUGGUGCCAUGUUCAUUGGAAUGAUUAUAAGUCCUUACAACCGAAAUAAUCCUCUCCCGUAUUCUCAGAUUACUUGUCUAGUCAUCAGUGAUGAGAUCAGUUCUGAUGGCUCCUACCGCCUGCCCUACAAAUUCGAAAUACAGCAGAUGUUGGAGGAACCUCAGUGGGAAUUAAUAUUUGAAAAGACAAGGUGGAUAAUUGAAAAAUACAGAUUCUGUCACAGCAGUGUCCCCAUGGAUAAAAUUUUUCAUAGAGAUUCCGACCUGACUUGUUUGCAGAAACUGUUGGAGUGCAUGAGGAAGACUUUGGGCAAGGUAACAAACUGCUUCAUUGCCGAAGAGUUCUUGACUCAAAUAGAAAACUUAUUCCUCUCCAUGUAUAAGAGUGGAAAGAAGAGCAAUGCUGAAGAAAACAAGAAUGAAUGUUCAAGUGAAUUGUCGAUGUGAUGGCUUAAACAAAACAAGUCUGGAUUAUUAUUUUUUUUAAUGCUUAUUUUGCCUUCCAUUUACUUUUCCUCCUGGCCCCCAUUAUGUCAACACUUCCAAAAUUGUUACCCAUUUUAAUAGUAACCGUUCAAGUAUCCGGUGUCUUUGUAUUGUUAUGGUUCAAAGAUACUUUGAAAAACUCCUAAUGAGCGUGAUCUGACUACACCAGGAACAUUUACUAUUAACCUUUAGAGAAGCCAGGUAUCGCAGGGUUAGUGAAUUAUACCCCAGUCUGCCAUAUGGGAAGAAGGACCAGCUGUCAAAGAGAGCUGUGCUUCAGUCUUCAAGGAGAGUUCUCCCUCUCUCGGAUCAUUAAGGUUGGGAAUUUUGCUUUUUUUUUUUUAUUUUUUAAAUGGGCAGGUAUACAUCUGACACUCAAUUAAUUUGUUAAUGCUUUAGAGAGUCUAAGGUCAAAUGAAUUCACAGAAGAGGAACUUAACACUUUACUGAAUGAACAGUGUGCAGCUCUGUGGAGCUUUUUGGCAUGUCUUUGCCAUCUUGCUUUUACGUACACAUGAGGAAGGCUGGCAAGUUUUUGUCUUCUUAUUACUAGUUGUGCUUGUUUCCAGUGGAAAUGUUAACUCCUGUUUAUGACAGGUUACAGUCUUUCUGAUCUUCCGUUCUACAGGAAGAGAAUAUAUUUCUCUGUCAGAUCAUUGUGAUUUGCCCACUUCUAUUUGCCAGUGUUUCCUGUGGAAACGAGCACCUCAUUGAUGACAAGCAUAGAGCAACAGACAGACAAGUAUGUCUUUUUUUUGUGGGGGAAGGCACACAAAGUAAACGUGCUUUAAAUUUUGCCCUCUAAAUCACGAGGAAACUUGACUUAUUACUAUGUAUGCAGAUUUAUCUUGGGCAGAGUUUCUUAAAUCUGUUUAAAAUAUAUUUGAAAACGUGAAGCAAGUCAGAACUUGAGUUUAUACUCACAGGGAUAACAGUAGACUUGAUUCUUAUCUGAAAAAUACAUUGUGUAUGUGUAUCUACUUCUACAUCUAUAAAUGGAAUUUUAAGAUUUUGUAUGUUUAAAUCUUCAGCUUUUCAUUUUUAAAAAAAGAGAUAAAGCAGAGUUUGAAAAGCUUUAAAAAUGUAGAGUUGUGUCCUAAUGAGGGAGCUCCUUUGCAGAGUUCAGAAUUACUUUUUUUUUUAUCGUGUCUUACAAUGUUAGUCUCUGUUUCUGAGUGGAAGGUGCAGAACGUGACUGUGAAAUCAUGAGCGGUUGACACUUGAUGGUUCUCUCGGUGCACAUUCAAGGAUUAUGGUCUUGAAAAUAUUGGUGACUGUUCUUUCCCUUCUCUGUCAUAUGUGCUUGUGCACAGGUUUAGAUCAUGCUGCUGUGUAUCAUUUACAAACUUGGUGCGUCCAUCUACUUAAGGCAUGCUGACUCUGCGUAUAUUCUAAAUCAUCAUCUUUGGGAAUUCCUAAUUAAAAAUACUGCAUGGCUUUCUGCAUUUCUAAUCUAGACAACGGUCUUGGUAACAGAGCAUUCUGUCCCGAGUUAGUUCUGGGAUGUUCUGCAGUGUGAGGAAUGCUGCUGCGGUUUUGCGUAGGAUACUCUAGAAGAAUCAUUCACUAUGUAUUGUAUGUACUAAAUCUUGUAAUUCUCCUUCUAUAAACUAGAACUAAAUUUCAGCCUCAUAUGUUACAGCAGUAUGAAGUAGAUACCGUUCUUUGUCCAUAUACAUAGAUGUCAGUGUUACCAAAGUAGUGGUAAGAAUGUGCUGGCUGCUCUUCUGCGUAAUAAUUAAAGCGAGUUAACGUAAUACAGUUGUAUUAAUUGGAUUUAAGUCACAUUACGUGAGAGAAGUUUUGAGUAAAAUAUACUAUUGAAGCAGUUCAGAUCUCCGGAGAAUACUGUGCAGAACUGAGCUUUUGAUAUGCACACUCACAAAGGCACCAGGUUUCCCAAGGGUGAUUCUCGCACCUCAGGUUAUCCACUGGCAACACUUCACAGCGUAGGAAGGGUGGAGGGGGACCCAGUAAACUGCUAGUACCACCAUAAUCCUGUACUACCGCACCGUACGGUAUGGGAGUUGGAAAUACUGUAUUUGUCAUGCCAAGUAAUAAUUCUGUGGGCAGGAGUCAUGGUAAGAAAUACUCUGCUUUUUGUCAUUUGUUUCUGACUUUGUGUCUAAUGAGUUUGGAAGUUGUGUGCUCCUGAGAAGAUGUACGUUACUAAUACUGCCACUUCUGCUACCAAACACAUUAAAUGCAUUUAUCGGGAAGCUCAGUGGUUUUUAACCAGCUAUUCUUAUGUUAACUUUGUCUUAGGACAAAUAUUGCAGGCUAAUGUAUUUUUUGUUUAUAUAAGACCACCUGUUAUGUCUUGCCAUGCAUCCCCUCAAGAGAGGGAAGAUGUUUGAGCAGCAAUUGGAGCAACGGAAUUUAAACUGGAAGAGUCACCACUGCAUCCUAAGAUAUAGCUUUUGUCAACGUUGUUUGUGGCCAUUUCUUGUCUGAGUCCAGUUUUGCUACCCCAGUUACCAGCAGUGCUUUUUCACAGCUAUUUCUAUCUUGUGUUCAUGGGGAGGAUGGGGGGCUUGUCCGUAUUUUUUGAAUAUUUUUUUCCCCUUUUGCUCAUUUCUUUGAUAUUCCUGACUGAUGGUAUCCAAGAGUCUAUUAAUAAAGACUGAAUAUUCUGUA
Molecule: messenger RNA, 5260 nt
Organism: Numida meleagris (helmeted guineafowl)
Lineage: Eukaryota; Metazoa; Chordata; Aves; Galliformes; Numididae
Gene: MYSM1
Product: Myb like, SWIRM and MPN domains 1
Exons: 20
Coding region: 86-2584 (832 amino acids)
Biological process (GO): double-strand break repair
Cellular component (GO): BRISC complex; BRCA1-A complex
Molecular function (GO): metallopeptidase activity; polyubiquitin modification-dependent protein binding
Source: RefSeq, a predicted model, not a curated record